AUGUUCAUUCCAUUAGGAAAAAGAGACAAAAAUUUUAAUGUUCCAUUAGUUAUUGAAUUUGGUGGAUUAACUACUAGAGGAGGAUACGCGGGAUAUGAUACUCCGAGUAUAUAAAUACCAACAGAUUUUGCAUUAAAUAGUCCUAACGAUAUCGAACUUUUGGAUUUUUAUAGACCGAACGGUCCUGAGAAAGCCGAAAUAAACAAUUUUGUAAAUUAAUGUGGCAGUAUAAAUUGGGAGUAUGCAUCAUCAUUUAUGGAAUAAAUAACUAAAAAUCUCCUCCGAAUAGAAUAAUCCGAAACUCCUUUAUUUUUAAUUGAACAAGCAUUUCAGACAAAAGACUCCAGAUAAAAAUGUGUCGAAGCAGUUUUCGAAUCAAUGAAUUUCGCCUCUCUUUUUAUCCACAAAGCCCCAGUAUUAUCUUCCUAUAUAUUUGCCAAAGAAACAAUGCUUUUAGUAGAUUCUGGAGCUUACAAUACAUAUGUAGUCCCAAUAAUAGAAGGUUAUGUAAAUUAAAAAGGAGUAAUAAGAAGUGAUAUAGCAGGUGAAUAUUUAACAAAAUAAUUAAGAAGUAUAUGGGAAAAAAAAGUCCAAUCAAGUAAAUCAUAUAAUAGAUUUUUAAAUUAUGAUAAACUAACUAAUUCUAUGAAAAACUGGGGUGCAAAUGAAAUAACUAGAGAAAUAAAAUCCAGAAAUAUUAAAAUUAAAGAAAUUAGACAAGACUCUAUAAAAUUUAAUGUAUCUUUAGAAUCUUAACUUUUUGAACUUCCUGAUAAAACAAAAAUUGAAGUAAAUAAUGAAAUGUAUGAAACUUAGGAAAUUUUUUUUAAUCCUUAAGAAAAUUUCAUGGGUUUAUAAGAUUUAAUUAAAUAAAGUAUUGAAAGAGUAGAAUCAGAAAAUAGAAAAGAAUUAUUAAAUAAUAUUAUGGUUGUUGGGGGAAAUUCGAUGAUUCCUAACUUUAUUGAAAGAUUAUAAAGAGAAAUAUUUAGUUUAGAAAUUAAUAUUCCUGGUAAAAUCAAAAUAUAUACUACACCAACUUCUAAUGAAAGAGCACAUUCAUCUUGGAUUGGAGCUUCUAUUGUGGCUUCUAUGGGAUCUUUUGAAAAUAUGUUAAUGACUAAAAGAGAUUAUGAAGAACAUGGAGCUAUUUUAAUUGAAAGGAAAAUUAUAUUUUGA
This is a messenger RNA of Ichthyophthirius multifiliis, 1176 nucleotides long. RefSeq lists its product as hypothetical. The record is from RefSeq and is a predicted model, not a curated record. Gene Ontology annotation, cellular component: SWI/SNF complex; NuA4 histone acetyltransferase complex. The transcript is spliced from 7 exons. Gene Ontology annotation, biological process: regulation of transcription by RNA polymerase II. Lineage: Eukaryota; Ciliophora; Oligohymenophorea; Hymenostomatida. Gene Ontology annotation, molecular function: chromatin binding.